CCCUCUGGCUGCAGCGGUGACCUUGCUUUCGCUCCCAAGCCCAGGGCUGGCACACCUUUUUCAGCUCUGGGUUGCCUAAUCAAAAGUGGCUGUUUUCUCUCCUCAACCUCCCUGUGACCUGGGGAGGAGCUUUGCCCGGGACCAAGCCUUUGGAUUUGGGGAGGGACAGGCAGCGGCUGAGCAGUUUCUGGCCCAAAUUCAGUUAUCGGUUUCUCUCUUUCCGUGGGCAAAAUGCACCACCCCAGACUCUGUUUCCGAAGCAUGCCCCCCCCCUCUGUGUGUGCGCCUACAGAUAUUCUGUGUCGCUUUUGAGUGUGAAGGGACCUCUGGAUUGCAAGGGGAAGUAGCUCAGCUUACACAACAGCCCAUCAUCGCGGAGGGAGAGUUGUGUGGCGCAAUCUCGGCGGGGGGGGGGGGGGCGGAAGUCCCUGAGUCAAGGGUGUGUCUCUAUCAAGGCACAUGGACUUCCUGCUUUGCCUCUGAGGAUUGGGGGGGCGGGGCGGGCAUGCUUGCGUGCAAGAAUCCUCGGGGCAGCCCUGUGAGGGGAAGCGUGUUGCCCAUAGCUGCCCCGGUGAGCUCUGCGGCUGAGUGGGCAUUGCAGCCUGCCCCUUGCCAGCCAAAGCUCCUUGGUGCACACACAGAGGCGCCCGGAGACUCCAGCACUGCCACCUCCAUGGGGAAAGUCGAGGGGCAGUUGUGGGGUGAAAUGUCCUCGCAGCGGCAUGCCAGCCUCUCCCUCCCCAUCCCUUCGCCCAGGCUUCAAAGGCAAGGGUCUUCUUCCUCUUGCGAUUCUCUUUGCCUGCAGCUGUUGUGCCAUGUGCUGCCUUGGGACUGAAGGCCAAGUCCUGGCAGCAGGAAGCCUCAGUCGGCUGCCCCUGACUUGGACCGCAGUUCCCACCCGCCCUAGCCAGCGCAGCUGGUGGGAGUUGUAGUUCGAUGCAGGUGGAGGGCGCCAGGUCAGGGAAGAGGUAUAUAUUUAUACACACACAGAGAGAGAGAGAGCCUAAUAAUAACAAUAAUUUUAUUAUUUGUACCCCACCCAUCUGACUGGGUUGCCCCAGCCUCUAUGGGCAGCUUCCAACACAAUGAGACAUCAGGCAUUAAAUACUUUUCUUUCUCACUCACGUAUAUGGAUAGAGAUACUAUGAUUAACAAAGCAGUCGUUCAGUUUCUGUUGCGAAACCUUUUGGCGUCUGCCUUCGUCAGCUUCUCUGGUGGAAGCAAGAGGAUGCUGCUGCCAGGGUGGCACUUAGGCGGGUUUGCCACCCUUUCAUUUUCAGCUGGGCAGCCGUUGAAGGUGGAGACCGAAACCUCUCUCUCUCUCUUUUUUUCCUGGCAACGGAAAUUAAAUCUAACUUUUAUUAGUUACAUUAUCAUUUCAGUGAUUUGCUGAAUCCUGAAAGGGGUCCGGAGCAAGCUUAUGUGAGAUGCGCUGCGUGAUGUUCUCAAAAUAGUAAUAAAAUGCAUUGCUGACUGCUCAGACCUUUUGGGGGAUGAGGAUUCAGACUCUGUGUCAUCCAUACCUCCACCCCCCCCCUCUCUCUCGGCAAAGGGUUUUUUGUUUUCAUUUCAUUUUAUAAUGUAUAUAAAGCAGCUCUAAAAACAGACGGAAAAACAAAACUAUAAAACACGUACGUGGGACGAGUAGUUGCAUAUGAGUCCAGGUAGAACCUAUCAGUGUUUAUCAGAUUGUUAAAUACAGUUCCAGAUUUGCGAGGCUUGCAACGAGGCCUGUCUCGAAAAGGAUAGUUCUGCUGUAUGUGUAAUAAAGGAAUGCCAACUCAUAUAAAAAGGAGGUUAUGGCCCUUGUCGAAAUCUCAAAUGAGGUGCAACUUUCUGCAUUCUAGCUAUUUUCCAGAGUGAGUGGCAACAAGCAUCCAGUGUAGGAUUUGGGGCUGUUUUCCAUAUUUAUUUCUCGACCCGCUGGUGAGAUCAGUCGGCUGGAUUCUCCCCCUUCCCCAAAUUGUAGCUGCGCCAAAGCCCUGAAGUGUGCCUGGACACCGUAGUGGCUUGCCCUGUUUUGCAGCUUGCCAGGGCGUGGGGAGAUCUGUGUUUCUGGUGGCUGCGGAACAGGGGUGUUGCUGGGAGGUGGUCCUCUCAGGCUGAGCCGCCCGUCUUCUGAGAGGUGAGGUGGGUCCCCGCUAUCGCAGGGAGAGAAUCAGUGUCAUGCAGGGGCUCGGUCUUCCCUUCUCGCCACCUGUGGCUUCAGCUAUUCUCACCGGGUGCCAACAGCUAAGCCCAGGCAUAGUUGCCCUGGGCACUGCAUUCCAAGACGUCUGUCUCGACAAGCCGAGUUGGGUUGUGCCAUCUCACCCCAUGUCAGAUGCACAGCGGGCAGAGAGACCUGACCUGUGUGUGCCUGCCUGCCCUUCCGGGGAGAAAGGGCGGAGGUGUUUGUAGAGGGGUGGGGGGCAGUUGCUUCUCUGCUUUACAGAAGGGGGGGGGCUUCUCUCACAUGCCUCCUUCCAUGUGCUUUUUCACGAAAGAGAGUUGUGUGGCCCAUUGCAACAUCCUGUGGAAAUGAAAUUCUUCUUUCGUGGAAUGUCGAUUGGAUUAUAAUUGGGAGUGUUUCUGCAGCUGGCCAAGGAUCCAGACAAGCUCCUCCGAUUCUCCUAUUUCUCCCACCCACCCACCCCUCCCUCUUCUGCAUUCUUGAAGCCCCCUUAUCGUAUUUUCUCUUCCUGCUCUCAUGCAUCUACCCCCCCUUCUUCUCUAGAGUAAGCAUGCCUUGCCCCCUCUGCCCUUUUCUAUAUAGUCCCUUCAACCAAUUCACGGGCUGCUUUCAAAUAUUUUUAGGGGCCUGCUAGGGCUGCCACAUUUUGAAGAGCAAAAAAGAGGACAUAUUUGCCGCCUUCUACUUUUAACUAUGGAUCGCUAUGGCAACUCUCCUUUUACAUACCCAUGAAAAAGAGGACACGGCCUGGAAAAGAGGACCUAUGGCAACACUGCUGAAAAUUUAAGCUAGCUGGAAAGAUUUUUUUUGGGGGGGGGAGUGGCUGCUGUCUGGAUUAAUGGGCGAUCUUACACCAGCCGUAGGUGACCCUUCUUUUAGCCUGUGAUGUGAUGUACAGUAGCUUCCUCUAGGGAUUUAUGUUUCCUUAAGUUCCUUGGCUUCACGGAGUCUCGGCUUGCGUUUUGGAAACGGAAGCAAGGCCCUCUGUGUGUCCAUGUUUGGAGUGUCGGAGCAAGCAGAAGAAAGGGGGAAUUGUAGGGCGAAUCUGCCCCCAGGACCUGUCCUGACCUAUUUAGGCAUCUGGUUCUGGCAUGACUCUGCUGGAGGCAUAGGAAAGCGUCCAGUCUAUGGCUGCUUCCCAGGCACUUCGCUGUCUGUUUCCAAAAAAGCAACACCAGACAAGAACCAGGGAAAUGGAUCUUUUGGAAGGCGGCAGAGGUAGCAAGUCCCAUCUUCAUCUCUUCCGGUAAUGUUCUAAAAUGUUUUCACACACAUGGGAUUUAACAGGUGGGUGGCCAGGUCCAGAGACAUUUUGCAGGCAAGCCAACGUGGAAUCUGCCCGCCAAAUACCUGGAAGUGGAGGGCAGAAAGGCUAAGGAAAGUCGGGUUCUCCGCCGCCAAGUGUAAAGGGAAUCUGCGGCCCACUUUGCCAGUUACGGAUAUUGCCAGCCACGACGCCCCCAUGAGGAGAAGGUGGCAGCCGGCGACACCACAGCGGUCAAGAAGGCACAGAAUGCCCCACAGCAGCAUCACAGUGCCCUCGCUCCAUAGGGCAUGGGAUUGGGGAGGAGGGGAGAGGGAUCGAGCCCUGCCACGGAAACGUCGGAGGGGAGCACCCCCCCACCCCUUUCAGCUUCCACAUGCAAAGAAAACACCCCAGUCGUGUUGGGGGCAAAGGAGAGGGAGGUCCCGGGACUCGAGCCCCCAGCAAAAGCACUGCAGAGCAACUGCGUAACGGCACCAACACAACAGCCGGCCACAGUCCAGGGCCCCGUGGGGCAUCUGCCUUCCCCACUUAUUCACAAGGCAUGCAGGAGGAGCCUCGGUCUACGUUUUGCACGCCUUAAGUUGGCUGGUUGGCAUCCGCCUGUCUCGGGAGAUGAUGGAAGAGUGCAUUUCGGGGGUGAAAUCAAAGCUGGAUAGUUACAGCACAAGAGAGAUGUGUUUCGUUGCAGCUGUACCCCCCGAUUCAAGCCACAGGCCAAGCCAACCCUGGAGAAAGUCUCCCUGCGGCACAAGCCCGAGUCAUUUGGCAGGGCCAGCAAAACCCCACUGAGCCCUGCCGGGCAGCAGCAUAAUAAGUCUCCUUAUCCCAUUCCUCUGCCCCACCUCCCUGAAAGCAGCGCCCGUCCCACCUGACGGCUUUAAAAAGCGGCACUUAAUUUAAACCGAACACACGCCAUUUCAGUUUUUGAAAUAUUUCUUAUUAGUACAUGCUUGUGUGUGUGUGUGUGAGAGAGAGAGAGAGAGAGAGAAUUCACCCUGAUUUGUUUCGGUCUCCUUGGUGCUGAGCUCCAGCAAUCUCUCUCCCCCCCCCCCCCCGUUACUAUUGGGAAGAAGCUGUGAGCUAAUAUUUGCCUUGGCGAGGGACCCUAGUAACUGGCCAGGGCGAGGUACCACAACGGAGCAACGUUCCUCCCAAACAUGUAUGGCGUGUUGCCUUGGGAAGCGGCUAGAACUUAACCCCCUGGGGGGUUCCUUCCUUGAAACAGGGUGCAGUAGAGCAACCUCCCCCAACCAGGGGUUUGAGACCGCAACUCCCAUCAACCCCAGCCGGCACAGCCAUAUGAUGCUGGCGCUGGGGGGAGCCUGGCCAUGCUGGGAGUUGUAGUCCAAAACACCUGGCACCAGGUUGGCGAAGGGUGUGGUGCAAAGGUGCCGUCUGCUGGAGGUUUGUGGGCAGGGGAGGGGCCCUGGCUUGCUGGUGGGGGUCCAGGUCUGGCAUAGGGCCUGGGACUGUACGUUAUUUGGGGACAUGGAAGCCCCCAGCUCUCAGCACAGUGAGAUUUUACCUGCAGCUGUGCCUGGAUUUGGUUGGCAGGCUUAGCAUGUUAGCGAGGAUCAGGAUGGCAAAGGUCUGGUUUCGAGUGGAAGGGAGGGUGCAGGGGGACUAGGCGGCUGCAGUGUGCAGCGCAUAGGCCUCUUGCCUCCCUUCUUCCCCUCCUUCCAAACCCUGGAACCACCCCCAUUAGGCUUCUUGGCCUUUCAGGAAACACUUGUCAGUCUCGUUUCCAAACACUUCUCCGCAACCGAGGGUUGGAAGCUUGGGUCGUAGUGGAUUUGGAGAAAGAAAAAAGGCCGAGACAAAAGCGUGCACGCCAAGAGAGGUCUGGAUCUGGUUUCAGGGAGUGGAAGACAUCUGACCUCUCCCGAAACCGCUUUGCCGAGGUCCCCGAAGACGCCUGCCACUUGAUGUCCCUGGAAGGGCUGAGCCUGUACCACAACUGCCUCCGCAGCAUCCCGCCCGCCAUCGCCAACCUCCAAGCCCUCACCUACCUGAACGUCAGCCGCAACCAGCUCUCUUCCCUGCCCUCCUGCCUCUGCCUGCUGCCCCUCAAGGUCCUCAUCGCCAGCAACAACAAGCUGGUCUCCCUACCCGAUGACAUUGGCACCCUCAGUACCCUCCGCCAACUGGACGUCAGCAGCAAUGAGCUGCAGUCCCUGCCGGCGAGUGUGGGCGGCCUGGAGUCUCUUCGGGAUCUCAACGUCCGGAGGAACCAAAUUGCCAUCCUGCCCGAAGAGCUGGCGGAGCUUCCCUUGGUGCGGCUGGACUUCUCCUGCAACCGCGUCGUCCGCAUUCCCACCUGCUACCGCCACCUACGGCACCUGCAGUCCAUCCUGCUGGAGAACAACCCUUUGCAGUUCCCACCUGCGCAGAUCUGCUUGAAAGGCAAAAUCCACAUCUUCAAAUACCUCAACAUGGAGGCCUGCAGCAAGGCGCGGCCGGACCUGGCAGAGUUCGCACAAGGAACCCGCCCUGCCGGCUUCGGGACGUGCCUCCCAGACGACUUCUACCCCGUGCGGCAGUAUGGCGGCCUCGACUCGGGCUUCAACAGCGUUGACAGUGGGAGCAAGCGGUGGUCGGGGAACGAGUCCACAGACGAGUUUUCGGACCUCUCCUUCCGCAUUGCUGAGCUGGCCAGAGACCCCAAGCAGUUGAGGGAGAAGCGCAACGGGACGGUGGACGCUGCUGAUCUGGAGCAGAUCGACUACAUCGACAGCAGCGUCAAUGGGGAGGAAGAGGAGGACGAGGUCUCCAUGGGAAAGCCAGAGAGCGCCUCUCUGGGGACAGCACCCACCGAGGACUUCCAGAAGCCCAGGAAGAGCUCCUCUACUUCCCUCCAGAAAACAGGACUUGCGGAAAACAGGGCCAGCCUGCCCAGGCCGGAGCCAUUUGGGGAAGAGCGCCGGCGCCCGGAGAUCCUGCAGCUGUGGCAGGAGAGGGAGCGACAGCAGCUUCAGCAGCGGCCCCUGUGGAGCCAGGGGGCCGAGAGGAGGGAGAGCCUGGCAGAAAGCAGCAGCAGCAGCCUCUCCCAGCUGAAGAAUCGGAGCCAGGGAUCAGAGCAGCUUUCUGGCUCCCCCAGGCAAACUUCGCACUCUGCAGAUCCCGUUCACCCUGCCUACCCUCCAUCCCGGGAGCCCGGCUCCGCGCAGAAGCCUUCCAGCUUCCUUUUCCGCUCCUCCUCACGGAACAACAUGCAGCGGGGAUCCGGUUCCUUCUCGCCCGACCUCUCCCCUUCUGAGCUCAGGAACCAGCGGAGGCUGCGUGCCGCAUCGCAGGCCCAGGACGAGAGGGAGCACGCAGCUCAGCUCCGCAAGGCCAUCGAGUCCCAGCUGAACGUCACCCUGGCUGAAGACUUGGGCGAGGCUCUGGCCAACGGAGUGGUCCUCUGCCAGCUGGUGAAUCACCUGCGCCCUCGAGCUGUGCCCUUCAUCCAUGUGCCCUCCCCGGCUGUGCCAAAGCUGAACGCCAUCAAAAGCCGGAAGAACGUGGACAGCUUCUUGGCCGCCUGUCGCCAGCUGGGGCUCCCGGAGGUCUCUCUCUGCUCCGCCUCCGACGUGGCCGCCCUCCUGCAAGGCAACGUCCGUGGCCUGCUCCGCCUCCUCGAGGCCCUGCUGCCGCUGCCGUCGCCGCCACCCCUACACCCCGGGGCGGGGAGGCCCCCCCUCGCCCCGCCCGCCCUCUCCGAGCACCUGGCUGGCUUUGGCGUCUUCUAUGUCGUCCUCAUGCUGCUCCUCUACUUCACCUAUCGCAACCUCUGCGGCUGCUGAGCUGGCGGGGGGGCGGGGUCCCCGGCCACCCCCACUGGGCAGGAACAGUUUCUCCAGGAAAGACGUGGGUCAGGGCACGUGCCCCCCCACACUUUGCACAGGGGUGGGAGUUGGGGUGUCAGCAAUGCAGUUGAAGCAGGACACUGACAAAUACCUUUAUUUCUGAGGCCACCAAUCCCUGCAAUUGCCCCCCCCUUAAUAAUAAUAAUAAUAAUAAUAGCUCUCCCUUCCCUGGUCAGAAUUAGCUCCCUCUGCCAGGCCCAGGGGGGGGGGGAGUUCAGGGCAGCCCUCCCUUGGCAGCUGCUGCUCCUCUGCCAACACCUCGGUCUCCUCUGUGCCUUGUUCCCCUAGCGAAAGGUGUUAUUUUUGCCGGGAGGAGAAGCCGCCAACUUCCUCCACCCCCCCACCCCUCGGUUCACGUGCACUUAAAACUGCGUUGCACUAAUUCACGAGUGCCUGCAGUGGGGAGGUGCGUGCGUGUGGCAAGGGAGCACUACGGGCUGUACUUGUGCCCCCCCAAAAAAAUAAACCUUAGGCCGUCCUAAAGCCUUGGCCCACCCACUCUGACACUGGGUGGUCUUCGCCGCCCCUGCUUCUCUCUCACACCCCCUUUUGAUGGGAAAUGGCAGUGCGUUUCUGAACCAAAUGAAACUCCCUACCCCAGAGUUUCUGCCCGCUCCCCUGCACUGGGAAACCUUUGCAGGAUUUUUGAGGGGCUCAGCUGUUUGGCACCCCAAAGUAUGUCCCCGGGGCAUCUCAUGCCCCUCUCCGGGCUUCUUGGAGGCACACAGGCCCCCAAGACCGCACUUAGUUUGCGGGGUAAAGGCCACUUCUUCCUCAAAUGCCCUUCCCUCCCCCAAAGCCUUUCAGGGUUCCCUAUUCUGGACCUCUUCCCUUUUUGGCGCCACCCAGGGGGCUUCCCGGGGGCAUCCGAUGCUGGACUCGAAUUCCCGCCCUUCCUUUAAUCUGAACGUGCAAUUUCUGGUCCACAGAGGGAGGGAGAGAUGGGGGCAUUGCCGUGUUCCAGCCCACCCCAUAAUCUCUCUGGCACGGUGCACCCCCAAAUCCUGGGUGGCGGUGGGCAGGGGAGGCCUUAAACAGGUGACAGGAAUCGCCUUAAUUCAGGGCAAAAGCGGCUCCUCUUUCUAGGGACAGCUGCAGUCAAAUUCCAGCCCCUUCUAGUCUCCCUCCCCAUCUCCGCUGCCUUAAAUAUAUUAAAUUAUACAUAUAUAUUUUAUAUAAAUAUAUAAAUAUAUAUAUAUAUAUUUGAAGAGAAGAAGAUUAUGGAAUACUGUAAUGUAAAGAAAAAAAAUUUUUUGGUCUUUUUAAGCAUGUACAGAAUUGUAAAUAUUUGGUGCUCUCCAUCGAUCGCCUGCCCCCCUCUCUUGAGGGGGAGGGCAAAAAUAUUUUUCAAGGGCUUUUUGGGGUUGUUGUUUUUUUUCCCCCUUUUCACGGUCCCCCAUCCCACCAAAAAAAGGACUGCUGUACAUUCUGCGUUUGCGUUCCUCUUGCCUUUUUUGUUGUUGUGUUCCUUCUCGAGAGGCAGCUCCCGCGUUUUGUGUUUUGUUCCUCUCCGCCUCGACAUCUGUACAUUGUAAAAUACAAUUCUUUUUUUCCCCCAAAGGACGGCGGCAGCAGCCUCCUGCUCGUGGCGUUUCUUCCUUCCGCCUCCUUGGUUGUCUUUGUGUGUGUUUUUUCCUUCCUGUCACCGCUGGGGGGGUGGGAACAAGUUUGCUUUUGCAAUUCGUGUUACGGGGUAGGUCCGUGUUGAUCUGAUGGUCUGAGCUUGCUUGCUGGUGGGAGUUGUAGUUCCGCCGGGGGGGGGGGUCCCCAAAGCCUCCCUCCACCCACUCUGCAGAACCCAUCCUGACCUCAAGUGUGCGCACGUACAACUUCUCCCGCCUGCAAAGGGAGAUGUGUCUGUGUUAGGCACACUUUUCCACCGGCUCCUGUGUCCAGCAGGGCAGAUGUGGGAGGCCGUCUCGGUAAGCAGCGCCUGGCCAGGCCGUUCUCCUUUGGCUUGCCCUCCCACCUGCCUUUGCUAACUUCUGCCCCCCCUUCCGUGCCCCCCACC
Messenger RNA from Zootoca vivipara (common lizard), 9299 nucleotides. RefSeq names its product leucine rich repeats and calponin homology domain containing 4 (gene LRCH4). Gene Ontology annotation, molecular function: protein binding. Gene Ontology annotation, cellular component: cytoplasm. NCBI's taxonomy places the organism in Eukaryota, Metazoa, Chordata, Lepidosauria, Squamata, Lacertidae. The record is from RefSeq and is a predicted model, not a curated record.